AUGUUCUCGAACCACGACUACACGCCGCGGAUCUCCCCGAACUGGUCCACGAUUGAUGGUACGAUCCGCGUCGGACGUGAGGCUAAGGGUACCAUCACCGCCAACCAGUUCAUCAAGGACGGUCCCCAUCUUUGGCUGACCCCGGAUGAGGUAGGCGAGUCAGCGACGACAGGGUCUGGAAUCCGGCACCGCGCUUGGCCCCACGCCACGUCGAGCCAACUCAGCCACCAACGCCUCGUCGAUCACAUGUUGAUGCAGCCAAUUGACCUAUCAGAUGCGCCCGGUGGAACUUGCCAUGAUUUAGACGCCUGA
This is a messenger RNA of Lasiodiplodia theobromae, 312 nucleotides long. Its product is annotated as Phenylacetic acid degradation protein. The record is from RefSeq and is a predicted model, not a curated record. The transcript has a single exon. The coding region runs from base 1 to 312 and encodes 103 amino acids. NCBI's taxonomy places the organism in Eukaryota, Fungi, Ascomycota, Dothideomycetes, Botryosphaeriales, Botryosphaeriaceae.